CACCCCCCACCAUUUCAUUUCAUUUCAACAAAACAAUGGCGUCUGUGAUAUGGCUCUGGUUUCUACUAGCAUCAUCAUACACCGUCACAGCCACAGCCAAACAAACCUACAUUGUCCAAUUGAAACAUCAACCAAAUCCCAAACCACACCUCACCCAUCUCCAAUCUCUCACCUCCGCCACCCCCGACGCCCUCCUCUACUCCUACACCACCGCCUACAACGGAUUCGCCGCCUUCUUAGAUCCUCACCAAGCUCAGGCCCUUAGGGAAUCCGACUCCGUCCUCGGAGUUUACGAGGACACUCUUUACCAACUUCACACCACUCGGACCCCUCACUUUUUAGGGAUCCAGGACGAUGACGAGAUGGGCUUCUUUUCUGGUCAGCAGUUCAACGCUGCUGCCAAUGACGUCAUCAUCGGCGUGCUUGAUACCGGCGUCUGGCCUGAGUUGAAGAGCUUUGACGAUUCCUUCAUGCCACCCGUGCCUGCCAGGUGGCGUGGUGAGUGUGAACAGGAUGAGGAUUUCAACGCCACCGCAUGCAAUAACAAACUUAUAGGGGCCCGCAAGUUCUACAAUGGCUUUCAAAUGGCAGCUGGAGGAGGGAUACUGGCUGAAAAGCUGUCACCCCGUGACCACGACGGUCACGGCACACACACGUCAACAACGGCGGCGGGGAGUGAAGUGGGUAACGUCAGUCUGUUUGGGUACGCGAGAGGCAGGGCGCGUGGAAUGGCUGUCCAUGCAAGGGUCGCCAGUUACAAAGUCUGUUGGAAAUUGGGUUGUUUUGGUUCCGAUAUCCUGGCAGCUAUGGACAAGGCCAUCUCCGACGGUGUGGAUGUCUUGUCUUUGUCUCUGGGCAGCAGUUCUAUCCCAUAUUAUCGAGACACCAUUGCAGUUGGUGCCUUCAAAGCCAUGGAAAAAGGUGUCUUUGUGUCCUCUUCUGCGGGAAACGCCGGCCCAGCAAAGGCCUCGGUUGCCAAUGUGGCUCCCUGGAUGAUGACCGUCGGUGCGGGCACUCUUGAUCGCGAUUUCCCCGCUUAUGCAUUACUCGGAAAUGGAAGACGGUAUAGCGGAGUGUCCCUGUAUAGUGGGAAAGGCAUGGGAGAUAAGCAAGUGGAGUUGGUUUAUCUACGGAAUAAUGGUUCGGCUAAUUUGUGUUUAGUGGGAUCUCUUGAACCGGAUGUUGUACGUGGUAAGGUUGUCUUUUGUGACAGAGGAGUCAGCCCCCGGGCUGAAAAGGGUAUGGUUGUGAAGCAAGCGGGCGGGAUCGGGAUGAUACUCGCAAACACUGCGGCCAGUGGAGAAGAAUUGGUGGCGGACAGCCAUAUCUUGCCUGCGGUGGCUGUGGGAAGAAAGGUCGGCGACGAGAUUAGAGAAUACUUGAAAUCCGAGGCCAAACCCACGGCUGUUCUGAGCUUUGGUGGGACGGUGUUGGGAGUGAAGCCAUCGCCUGUGGUGGCCGCGUUUAGCUCCAGGGGACCUAAUACGGUAACGCCACAGAUAAUGAAGCCCGACGUGAUUGGACCUGGUGUCAACAUCUUGGCUGGAUGGUCUGGUGUUGCUGGGCCUACCGGGUUAGAAGCUGAUACCCGGAGAACUCGGUACAACAUACUGUCGGGUACAUCCAUGUCGUGCCCGCAUAUCAGCGGCCUAGCGGCCCUGCUCAAAUCAGCACAUCCAAAAUGGAGCCCAAGUGCCAUCAAGUCCGCACUCAUGACCACUGCGUACACUGUGGACAACACCAACUCAAUGCUACGUGAUGCAGCCCAUGGCCAGUUUUCGACCCCCUGGGCCCAUGGAGCUGGCCAUGUUGACCCACACAAAGCGCUCUCACCCGGCCUUGUCUAUGAUAUAUCAACGAAAGAGUACAUUGCUUUUUUGUGCUCUUUGGACUACACCAUGAAGCAAGUGGAAGCCGUUGUCAAUCGUCCAAACUUGAAUUGUACAUGGAGAUUUAGGGACCCCGGGCAAUUGAACUACCCUUCCUUUUCUAUUAUGUUUGGGAAAUCUCGAGUGGUUCGAUACACUCGUAGGCUCACUAAUGUUGGGUCAGCCGGAUCUGUGUAUGAUGUGGUGGUGGACGCACCUCAAGGUGUUGAAGUGGAUGUGAAACCGAAACAGCUUGUUUUCAAGAAUGUGGGGGACAGGAUGCGGUUUACGGUUACAUUUGUGUCAAAGAAGGGUGUGAAUACAAGUAGAGAUGAUGCUUUCGGCUAUAUAACUUGGAAAAACGGUGAAAACCAAGUUAGGAGCCCUGUUGCUUUUAGUUGGGUAUAACAUGUAUAACUUUUAUAUCCAUGGUUAUGGUUAUGGUUAGCAGGUAAACUUAAGUGAAUAUAAAAGGAUAAAAGAUCCUUUUCUUUUUA
Helianthus annuus (common sunflower) is the source of this 2365-nucleotide messenger RNA. RefSeq names its product subtilisin-like protease SBT1.8. Bases 36 to 2276 code for a protein of 746 amino acids. Gene Ontology annotation, biological process: proteolysis. Gene Ontology annotation, molecular function: serine-type endopeptidase activity. Lineage: Eukaryota; Viridiplantae; Streptophyta; Magnoliopsida; Asterales; Asteraceae. The transcript is spliced from 2 exons. The record is from RefSeq and is a predicted model, not a curated record.